UACUGCUCAGCAAAACAGAGUCAUAAGACCGUAGACAUAUAAUAGGGCUUAUUGAGCAAUUUAUUUCUAGCUAUAUAAUGAUUUGGAUGGAUAGUUUCUUUGUGCUUUCAGAAUUUCAGAGUACUUUGAGCCCACUUCCUGAAAAAAGAAGACUGAAAGCCACACCCACACAUUAUAGAUAAAUACUGAGGAAACUUUCAUUUCAGAUUAGAAGCUGCGCAGGACUGCACGCCAUUUUUCUGAUAUUGAAAAGGUUUUUCACAGUCAUGAAAGUACUUCUAGUUGUCGCAGUGGUCGCCCUGAUUCAUGGCAGUUAUGCCACAUUGCUCAUUAAAGGGCCAACCCAGCCAGUUCUGGAGGGAGAGAGUAUCACACUGGAGUGUAUGUACUCAGACUCUGAAUUCAACAUCAGCCAUGUCCACUUUGAGGUCUUCUCCAAGUAUAUACAGAGCUGGCGUCCAGUUUGGGAGCGAUCUUGGUGCUCCUAUUUGAUGCAAAUUGAGCGAACUGCAGAGAGACUAGUCCUGUCCAUGCCCCAUGCAGGAAGGUUCUAUGAGGGGCCCUACCGCUGUGUUUCCGACGCAGAAAAUGUGACUGCGCCAGACAACUCCUCCCAGCCGCUGGCCUUCAAAGUGCAUUAUAUGGGGGAGCUGUCACUGUCCAGGGAAGGCUACACCAGCUACCUGGGUGUCCCACAGGAGCUGAAGGUGCGACUUGGGGAUGACGUGGUGGUGAAGUGCUCUGCCAGCUCAUCCGAGGAGCCGAGCUAUUUCUGGAAUAAAGACGGGGAUGACUGGAUCCUUCCUUCCUCUACACUGACGCUGAGGAAAGUGAGGGCGGUGGAUGAAGGACAGUACACUUGCAUGGCCGAGCAUCCCUCUGUGGAGUCACUCCGCAAGACACGCACCGUCAGCAUCACCGUUCUGUCUGAGGAUGCCCCCUGGUAUGAGUCUAGUAAUGGACGUCUCCUGUUGAUGACCUCGGCGGCGGCUGUGUCUCUCUUGGUGUUCAUCCUCUCCAUGAGUGUAUUCCUGUGCCGCAGGGCCAAGCAGACCAAGACCAGCAAGGGACCCAUUGAUGACCGAUCUCAGAAAAAGCCCAUCUACAAAACCAGUGUGGAGUCUCUACCCUCCACCUGCGGAGACAAACAACCUCUGGUGUGACUACACAGGCAGUUGGAAGGAUGAGGAGGGGAAAGAAGAUGGAACGAGAGACGAGGAAGAUGGAGUGGGUGGCCAGAAAAUGAGGGAUGGCAUAGAGGAGAUACUUAAAGAGGGAGGAGAUGGUAUAGGGUUAUGGAUGGUCACAUUGGGGGAGGAGAGAGGGAGGAAAGGAGGGAGGCAAAGUGGGAUAUUUGGAGAUUGUAGGUAGAGCAAAAUCAGUUACAUGCUGGGUGUAAAAAAAACCAAAAAAAAAAACCUAAAAAAACCUGAGGGGCAAAUGAUUGCUUUAGAGACACAUAAGCUGAUUUGCUUGUGGGCGUAUACUGCAGUUAUGCGAUUGCAGUGUGGAAAAUGGUGAGCUACAUUCUUAGCAAAACAUUGAUGAGUCUUGUGUACUGCAAGAGCUGUAAAGAUUCCACAUGUAAUUCUCUCCUUUCUGUUGCAAACAUAAUUGCUCAGCUGUGUAUUAUGAAUGAGCCAUUUGGGUGAUAGGACAAGGUUUUAUUGUGUUGAUUUGUUUCGCUUUCAACCUUUUUUUUUGCAAAGCAGAGCCAGCUCAAAGCAUCUGUGAGAAGGUUAUUAUAAUCUCUUUACUGUGACAGCUCUCAAGCACAUUGCACUCUACAAUUUUAUUUAAUGUACUUUGGAUUUCUUUGAUAUUAAAUGGCUUUCAGAAAAUAAUA
Messenger RNA from Siniperca chuatsi (mandarin fish), 1846 nucleotides. RefSeq lists its product as uncharacterized. Bases 267 to 1163 code for a protein of 298 amino acids. Gene Ontology annotation, cellular component: plasma membrane. The record is from RefSeq and is a predicted model, not a curated record. NCBI's taxonomy places the organism in Eukaryota, Metazoa, Chordata, Actinopteri, Centrarchiformes, Sinipercidae. The transcript is spliced from 7 exons.